This is a messenger RNA of Botrytis deweyae, 1473 nucleotides long. RefSeq lists its product as uncharacterized. The transcript has a single exon. Bases 1 to 1473 code for a protein of 490 amino acids. The record is from RefSeq and is a predicted model, not a curated record. Lineage: Eukaryota; Fungi; Ascomycota; Leotiomycetes; Helotiales; Sclerotiniaceae.
AUGUCAGGUUCAUUCCCCGUCGAUUUCCCAUCCACCCAAUUCACAUUCAACAUGACAGCACCCACUACCAAGCAGACCAGCGCUGCAGGCAAAGUCGGUGCACCUGCACAGUCGGCCCUGAACUUAGCCGAUCCCCUUUCUGGCAGGCUCAGAAAUCUGCAGUUGGAUCCAGAGCAACAUGCACAGUCGGUCAUGAACAAUUUCGGGGAUUUGCAUUUGGAUAGAAAGCAACCGGGCUCUCUAACUCCCGCAUCGUCGCACAUUAGCUCUCACGAUGCUAAUGAAUUUGACGAAGACUUCGAAGAGGCCUGGGACCAGCAAACUCCCAGCAUCAAAGAUGAGAGCAUCCCAAGAGCAGCCACUCUCCUGUCGGAUAUCCAACUUGCAAUGCAGCAAGGGUUGAUGGUCAAUUGCAUCAAGUGCAGAAUUCCAAACACAUACAAAGUAUCGCAAGUUUGGUUACCCAAUCCCUCCCAACCACAGCUCAUUGCUCCCGAUUCGGCCAAUACCAAAAGCCAUUUGCACAUUGCCGCAUGUGCUAAAUGCUCUUUCGGAACUUGUUUGGGUUGUGGUGUAGCUCCACAUCUAAAGGAGUGCACCUUUUCGGAUACUAGGACAGCCUGGGAGGCCUUGAGCGCUGUCGACGAUGCUGCGAUCAACUUCCGGAAUGAGUCACCACAUCUCCCAUUGACUCACGCAACCAGAGAGCUUCUUCCUGCUCUUUUGAAAUGCUUGACGACGCUCAACACUACCGUUGCCAGAAACGGAGCGAUUACUUUCGGAUUCGACCAGCUUCUCCGCAAGAGUAUGCUUCUCGAUCUAGUUGCGGAUUUCAUGAGAGACAUGACUGCCCAGACCAUGGAACUAACUCCACUACUCGUUCAAGUACUGGAGUUCUUACACAUGUUGGCCGAAAACGCCGGAACUAGAAAGUUGUUCUUCGAAAAACGACAAGAAUUGAAGACAACAUCACCCGGUCUUCAGACUUUGGCUUCCCCUUUGGUACUGCUUCCAGUCCAACGAGUCUCUGCAUACAACUGGAGCGAUCGGGAAGCCAGAACAUACACUCUUUGGCCAUUAUUGCAAAAGUGUCUAAAAGCCGCCCAGCAAUAUAUGCUCGAAAAUCACGAUGAUGUUUGGUCUGCGGCUCUGGUUGCUCUCGCUCAGAGAGUUCCUGAUGUCUAUGCGUUGGUGGCAAGCUCGGUGCCACCAAAGCCUCUCAAGCUUACAUACACACACUAUACUCAACACGAGUUAGGAUAUGCAAUCGGCUUGAGAGAACUGUUCACAGUUGCAGUAGCCAAGAAAUCGGAAGCCAAGAAGGUAGCUGCUACCCAGGAGGAUACCAGCAAGAUGGAGGUUGAUCCUCCCCUGAAGAAGCGUGGUCGUGCUCGUGUUCGGGCAGAAGCUCAGGAUGUUGAUCAAGAUGAGGCCAGCAGGUGGGUAAAGAGAAGAACUGCUGGCAAGAGAUAG